Molecule: messenger RNA, 1797 nt
Organism: Betta splendens (Siamese fighting fish)
Lineage: Eukaryota; Metazoa; Chordata; Actinopteri; Anabantiformes; Osphronemidae
Product: cornifelin-like
Exons: 4
Coding region: 1185-1697 (170 amino acids)
Source: RefSeq, a predicted model, not a curated record
UACGGAUAUACCACGCCCUGAUUUCAUCUUGCUGUCAACACACUGAGGAUGGUGUGUGCAUGAAAUGCUACUAAAGGUUUACAUCUACAAACUACAGUUUGUUUUGUGUACUGGGAACCAAAGUGAAGGACAGAGUUACAGCCUGGGUAGAUGUUGGCAAGCUCUGAUAACACUGGGGCAGGACAGGUAGAGCAUCACAGAGACACUAGCUGGUUGCCAAGCAGUCAAUGACAACCAAAGAAACAAACAGCAGAAACUCUACGAUUCAUUCCUUUAGGAUUUGGAUUUGUAAUUAACUAUAUAUACAUAUUAGAGAAAUGAAAUAAUCAGUAAUCACCCACAUGACUUCUAUGCACUGAAUCAUGCCCAAAGGUCGACAUCAUCACAUUGUAUCACAUAUACAUGAAGCUCCUGUGUUGGAGUCAGGACGUGGUUUUCCACCAGUUUGCUUGUUUGCCUUCACUCAAUUUAGUGUUUUUGACAAUGUUUCAACCCGCAAGGUGUUGGAUCGAGUUCAAAGAGUGAGUGAAACAGACAGAGAUAAGCAAGGCCUAACGUGGCUGGAGGAGGAAUCCGACCAGUCAAAACACAUGGUCAACAUGCCUGGAGGGGAUGCAUGGCACCUCUCAGUAAGCCAACGAACGGGCUGAGGUGAGCUACAUUUGCAGCGGGACCGAGGGGAAGGCACAGGUGAGUAGAGUUGGCUGAUUAGCUGACCAUGGCAAACAGGAAAAAACGACGAAGUGGGAGGUCUAGAUCAAAGGGGCGUGGUCAACACAGGAGGCGUGGCUGGAGAGAAAUAGAAAGUCCCUGAUCUGACUCUUAACAUCUUGCCAGUGACCACUGAUUUCUACCAACUACUGAAAACGUCUUACGGAAAAAGAACUUUCAUUAAGUUCUAUCAGUGAAGUGUGAAGAUUGCAGUUGAUUUAUUUGUUUUUGAUUCAGAUCAGAUUCAUAAAUGUUAAAUUAUAAUUUUAUUAUUUUAAUUUUACUGAAGCUAAAAAAUUAGAGUCUAUUUUACAGCACUGACCGAAGACUGGACUGUGGUUUGGUGGUUUGUUGGUGAGCGUGUUAACCAAAGGACAGGUCUUCUGCUUGAUGCUAUAAAUUCCUCUUAAAGUGGACACCUUUGCAGCAACUCUUCACAUUUUAUUUUAAUUUUUCUAAACAAGUGAAAAGACAUGUCCACCAUAUACCCAUCAACUGGAGUGGUCACUAGUACCACCACCUACGGAGGCCCAGUAACAGCACAGCCUCAGCCUACCCAGAUAACGACAAUGACCACCACCUCCCAAGGCCCAGUGAUAGCAGUACAGCCUCAGUCUACCCAGAUAACAACUGUGACCACCACCUCCCAAAACCCAGGCACUUGGAGCACUGGCCUCUGCGAUUGCUGCUCUGAUAUGAGCACCUGCUGCUUCGGCUUUUGGUGUUUUCCCUGCAUGCAGUGCGAGACUGCUAAUAGGUUUGGCUGGUGCUGCUGCGUUGCAACGCUGGAUUACUGCUGCGUGGUGUCCUACCUACUCCGGACCUCCAUGAGAGAGCGCUACAACAUUCAUGGCUCGUGUUGUAAUGACUACUGUACGAUAUGCUGGUGUUACCCCUGCGUUUGGUGCCAGAUGCGGCGCGAGCUGAAGAUCCGGGACAGGAAGGUGGCCACUGUGCAGGUGGUCACUACACAGCUACACAACUAGCGAUUUACUGAUCGUGUAAGCUAGUAUAGACAUUUGUAAAAAAUAUAAAACUAUAUAGAAGUAUUUUCCUGAUGUUGCAAUAAAGAAGAGUUGUUCUGUU